This is a messenger RNA of Conger conger (European conger), 1691 nucleotides long. It is a transcript of the gene thap1, whose product is annotated as THAP domain containing, apoptosis associated protein 1. Gene Ontology annotation, molecular function: sequence-specific DNA binding. Bases 104 to 811 code for a protein of 235 amino acids. Lineage: Eukaryota; Metazoa; Chordata; Actinopteri; Anguilliformes; Congridae. The record is from RefSeq and is a predicted model, not a curated record. The transcript has 3 exons.
UGGACGUAGGGACCUCUUCUUGAAGAGGAGAAAAUAUAAAGCAUCAAGACGCAAAUUUGACUAAAAUUAUUGAUUUCGUCGGUGGCACUUUAUAAUCGCAGCUAUGGUUCAGUCUUGCUCUGCAUACGGAUGUAAAAAUAGAUACCACAAAGACAAAAAUAUUUCUUUUCACAAAUUCCCUCUUGCUCGUCCAGACGUCUGUGGAAAAUGGGUUGCGGCGAUGAGACGGAACAACUUCAAACCAACAAAAUACAGCAAUAUCUGUUCGCAGCAUUUCACAAAAGAAUGCUUCAAACGAGAGUGCAACAACCGAGUACUAAAGGAAAACGCAGUACCUUCAGUCUUCUGUUUCAACAGAUUACAUAAAAAGGAAGAAGCCCUACAGGACCCGGAUCUCCCGGAGACGGACUUCCAGAUGGUUCUGCCCCUCCCCGACUCGGACCGGGCCCCGACGCCACUGCAGCCGGAGCCGGCCGAACAGCCCAGCCUUCAGGCGCGGGCGGCGGGGGCGGCGGACUCCGACCUCACGUCCAGCAUGUCGGUCUCCUGCGACCACAACUACACGGUGGAGGACACGGUGCAGCAGAAGAAGCGCGUGGAGCAGCUGGAGGAGCAGGUGGAGAAGCUGCGCAAGAAGCUGAAGACAGUGCAGCAGAAGUGCCGCCGUCAGGAGCGGCAGCUGGAGAAACUGAAGGCCGUGGGCGAGUUCCACAAGGCCAGCAAGGACGCAGCCUUGGGGGAGAGCUACGUCAUUCUGCCCAAAGAGCUCUACGAUAUCCUCAAAGGAAUCGAGUCCAUCAACGGCUUGUAGUGACUAAUGGCCCGGCCGUCGCAGGGAAACGCUUUUUUUUUUCGUUGUGUUUCCCUCCUUAGGUCGUCUAUAAGUGGUGGUCUUUCGAUGGUCUAAAAUCCCCCUACUUUAAAGUUAUACUUGAAUCAGUUCAACCCAUUUACUAAUAUGAAUGGGAUAUUUUAGUUUUGUCAAGCUUGCUUUGCAAGUAUUCCUUAAAGGGUUGUGUAAAAUCUGGAUAUUUUAGUGUCACACAUCGUCAAGGUAAGGCAAUGAAAGUGGUUCUGAAAAGAUAUAUUUAUAUGAUAUCAUAUAAUGAUUGUGUAGCGUUUCCUCAUCACAGAGGAACAGAAUUUACCCUUUAAUGUGAAUUGAAAUCGGCUCAGCAUAGAGGCUUAAAAUAUUUACAGUAUCAAAAUAUUAUGCAAAGAUAAAUUAUACACGUAUCUCUUCACAACCACUUGCUGUAUAAUGUCUAAUUGAUCUUAAAAAAUAAUUUGUUUCCUCUCAACAAAAUACUUGUUGGGUGUGACUGGACUGGAGGGAUUUCUUUCUGCAGUAUGAACUGCAAAUGUUAUCUCCUGGCCAUGAUCAGAAUUUAAGUUCAAUUUGCCAUACUCCAUCAAAGUGCAUUAAGGCGGGGUAUUUACACAGUAUUUAAAAGGAAAGAUAACAGAUUAUGAACAUGCAUUCACAGUAAAUUUACAUUAUCACCUCCACUUUUCAAAUUAAAACAGCGUUUUAUGAUUUGUUAAAGCAGCAAAAUGUCAGUUUUUUUACUCAUAAUUAACUGCCAUUUUUUGCGACCCACUGAGAUUGUUGACAAUGUUUUGCCAGUAACUCCAAUGUUCUCGGACAUAGUGGAAUGUAAAGUAAAUAAAGAGGACCAUAAAACAAAUAA